UAGACGCAGUUAAUUGGUCUCCAACAAUGAUAGGCUUGUUCGCAGGAUUUGCGGCAGUAUUUUUGGUGUUCAGAACCACUGCUCCUUUUGUUAUUAAGAUGAGUGGAGCAACUCUGUUCAACCUCUCGCUCUUAACAACUGAUGUUUGGGCGGUUGCAGUUCGAAUUUUCUUCUAUCAUCAGCAGGUAAAUUGGAUCUACUAUAUAGCAUUUUCUAUUGUAGCUAUUGGUUUGGUCAUCUACUCCGUGAAUGAGAGUUCUUCAGAUGAUGAUAUAGUUGCAAGUACAACAGAACAAGCAACACAGUAUGAACAACUUUCACGCGAGUGAACUGCUGGUGCCAAUCUGUACUGAGGAAUUAAUAACAUUAGGAAUAAGAAGAAGGAGAUCACACCUGCCAGGGAAUCAAUGUACAAAAGUAACAACCAGGCAGCGAUAAAAACAUGCCAAAAAGUCAGGAGAGGUUUGAUGUUCAAUCUGCGCAAGUGUUGUAGCA
This is a messenger RNA of Lolium rigidum, 495 nucleotides long. RefSeq lists its product as uncharacterized. Bases 27 to 329 code for a protein of 100 amino acids. Gene Ontology annotation, biological process: transmembrane transport. Gene Ontology annotation, molecular function: transmembrane transporter activity. Gene Ontology annotation, cellular component: membrane. The transcript is spliced from 5 exons. The record is from RefSeq and is a predicted model, not a curated record. Lineage: Eukaryota; Viridiplantae; Streptophyta; Magnoliopsida; Poales; Poaceae.